Messenger RNA from Tachyglossus aculeatus (Australian echidna), 3100 nucleotides. It is a transcript of the gene PADI2, whose product is annotated as peptidyl arginine deiminase 2. Bases 60 to 2057 code for a protein of 665 amino acids. Gene Ontology annotation, cellular component: cytoplasm. Lineage: Eukaryota; Metazoa; Chordata; Mammalia; Monotremata; Tachyglossidae. The record is from RefSeq and is a predicted model, not a curated record. Gene Ontology annotation, molecular function: calcium ion binding; protein-arginine deiminase activity. The transcript has 16 exons.
GGGAGUGGGCCGGCCUCACCUGGAGCAGCAGGCGCCGGGGGCGGGCUGUGGCUGCCGCGAUGCUGCCGGAGCGGACCCUGCGGCUGCAGUACGGGAGCCGCAUCGAGGCCGUGUGCGUCCUGGGCACGCGGCUGUGCAUCGAUGUCUUCAGUGCGGCUCCGGCUGAGGCCCGGACCUUUGGCCUGAAGUACACAGCCGGGGUGCGGGUGGACGUGGUGAAAGAUGGGCAGGUGGAAGAGACAACUAGAAAUGGCAAACAGCGCUGGGCCAUCUCCUCCGACACCACCCUGAGCCUCAGCAUGAACCAAGCCAGCGCCGAGGCCAGGGACCACAAGGUUACUGUCAGCUACUUCAGGGAGGAAGGGGGCAUACCAAUCGACCAGGCCGGGGUCUUCCUCACCGCCAUCGAGAUCUCUCUGGACGUGGAUGCGGACCGUGAUGGCGUGGUGGAGAAGAACAACCCCAGGAAGGGUUCUUGGACCUGGGGCCCUGAUGGACAGGGGGCCAUCCUGCUGGUGAACUGUGACCGGGAGACCCCAUGGCUGCCAACGGGGGACAGCGCUGACCAGAAGAUCUACAGCAAGGAAGAUCUGAACGACAUGUCCCGGAUGAUACUAAGGACACGUGGUCCUGAUCGGCUCCCGUUUGGCUACGAAAUGGUCCUCUACAUCUCCAUGUCAGACUCCGACAAAGUAGGCGUGUUCUACGUGGACAACCCAUUCUUCGGCCAGCGAUACAUCCACAUCCUGGGCCGCCGAAAGCUCUAUCACGUGGUGAAAUACACCGGUGGCUCCGCUGAGAUGGAGUUCUUCGUGGAGGGCCUGCGUUUCCCGGAUGAAAGCUUCUCUGGCCUGGUCUCCAUCCACAUCAGCCUCCUGGAGCGCCUGAUUGAGGGUGUUCCUCAGACACCCAUCUUCACGGACACUGUGACCUUCCGAGUGGCUCCGUGGAUCAUGACCCCCAACACCCUGCCCCCCGUGGAUGUGUUUGUCUGCAGCGUGAAGGAUAACUACCUGUUCCUGAAGGAGCUGAAGAGUCUGGUGGAGAAAGCUUGCUGCGACAUAAAGGUCUGCUUCCGGUACAUGAACCGCGGGGACCGCUGGAUGCAGGAUGAGAUUGAGUUUGGCUACAUCCAUGCUCCUCACAAAAUCUUCCCCGUGGUGCUGGAUUCCCCCAGAGAUGGAGACUUGAAAGACUUUCCGGUGAAAGAGCUGUUGGGCCCAGACUUCGGCUACGUGACCCGAGAGCCCCUUUUUGAGAAAGUCACCAGCCUGGACUCCUUUGGGAACCUGGAAGUCAGCCCUCCGGUGACGGUGAACGGGAAGGAGUACCCCCUCGGCAGGAUCCUCAUCGGCAGCAGCUUCCCCAUGGCUGCUGGAAGGAGGAUGACCAAGGUGGUGAGAGACUUCCUGUACGCUCAGCAAGUUCAGGCCCCCAUUGAGCUGUACUCAGACUGGCUGGUCGUCGGCCACGUGGAUGAGUUCAUGACCUUCGUCCCCAUCCCACGCAAGAAGGAAUUCCGGAUGGUCAUGGCCAGCACUACGGCCUGCUACAAGCUCUUCCGGGAGAAGCAGAAGGAGGGUCACGGGGAAGCGGUCAUGUUCAAAGGCUUCAGUGGUGUGAACACCAAGAGGAUCACCAUCAACAAGGUCCUGUCCAACGAGAGCUUGACACAGCAGAACCUGUACGUCCAGCGCUGCCUGGACUGGAACCGGGACAUCCUGAAGAAGGAGCUGGGACUGACAGAGCGUGACAUCAUCGAUCUUCCGGCUCUGUUCGUAGUGAACGAGCAGGGCCAGGCCCUGGCUUACUUCCCCAACAUGGUGAACAUGAUCGUGCUGCAGAAGAACCUGGGUGUCCCCAAGCCCUUCGGGCCCAUGAUCGAGGAGCAGUGCUGCCUGGAGGCACACGCCCGGGCCCUCCUGGAGCCGCUGGGCCUCUUCUGCACCUUUAUCGACGACAUCUCCGCCUACCACAAGUACAUGGGUGAGGUCCACUGCGGCACCAAUGUGCGUCGGCAGCCCUUCGCCUUCAAGUGGUGGCACAUGGAGCUGUGACCCCUCCCCCGGUGGGCUGGAGCUGCCCCUCCUCACCUCCCACCCCUGGAGCAAACCCCUGGGGGGAGGCCACUUUUCCCUGUUGGCAUCUACGGGGGGUGGGACCCGAGGACCUGCGAUAGAUGUUCCCCAAAGACCAGGAGGGUCCCAGAGAAAUCCAGCCUCAAAGGGGCCCGUGCCCAACCAUCGGUCUCCCCCAACCACCCAGGUCACCUCCCGCUCCGAACAGAUCUCCAAGUUCCUGAGCAAUAAUUCCCAACCGGACUACCUGUUAGUGGGAGCCCUUGUCCUCACCCCAACUUCUGACCCUCCAUCUCUGCCACCCGCGUUCGCUCCCUAUUGUGGUGGCCUCCCCAUCGUGGCCCAGCUGGGUCCACGUUCCUGAACGAGCAGAGUUGGCACGUUCCUCUGGCCACUCCAUCCAGCAGCAGGGAUCUGCCUACUGUGGCAUCCCAGCAGCCAGGAUGCUUUGCUGGCCCCAGGACCGCUGGGCGCUGGGCAUUAAGCAUCCUCCGCUGAGGUGUCCUGGCUCAGGAAUCAGCCUAUCUCACAAGGCUGAAUGCUUCUGGCCUCCUGAGGAUCCUCAUCUGGGAUUAUUCCAGGCCACUAGAGCCACAGGAUCCUAAAGCUGGAAGGGAACCUGGUUGGGAGGGUGGGGGGGAUCAUGCAGUCCAACCGCCUGCCUCCAAGCUAUUGAAUGGUCAUCGCAUUCAGGAAAAAUGGUUCCUUUUAAAAUAAUAGUAAUAAUUAGAGACGAAGACCCAAGAACCUCUCUUGGCACCCUGUUAAUCCUAAUAUCCUAAUCCUAAUCCUUUCAGAUAGGAAGCUUCUCCUUAUUGAGCCAGGCCCUGGGAGAGUCUGGUGCUUAGAAUAGUGCUCGGCACAUAGUGAGCGCUUAACAAAUACCAACAUUAUUAUUAUUAUUCCAGGAUCAACUAGGAUUCAGAAAGUUUCUGCCUAAGGAUCGCAGAGCAGAGGAGAGGGCAGAAUGGUUAUUAAUAAGGGCCCCUAUUUAUUCAUUCAUUCAUUCAAUCGUAUUUAUC